Molecule: messenger RNA, 4513 nt
Organism: Bufo gargarizans (Asiatic toad)
Lineage: Eukaryota; Metazoa; Chordata; Amphibia; Anura; Bufonidae
Gene: SIN3A
Product: SIN3 transcription regulator family member A
Biological process (GO): negative regulation of transcription by RNA polymerase II
Cellular component (GO): chromatin
Molecular function (GO): transcription corepressor activity
Source: RefSeq, a predicted model, not a curated record
UCCCCCCUGUGACAGAGAAGAACGGGCGGACGCUUACCGGAGCCCGGAACAGAGCGGGGACAUCACUGGCACCCGACUAUGUUUUCAGGAUGAAGCGGAGACUGGAUGACCCAGAGCCAGCACCCUACCCACCCCAGCCACGGCGGAUCACUGAACCAUUUGCCCACCAGCACCGUGUUCUCGCUCCAGCCCCUCCUUCUUAUGAAUCACAGUCUGAUGCCAUGCAGCCCACAACGGGCGUCCAGUACUCUGUGACUCCUGGAUAUCAGGUUUCAACAGUGCCUCAGAGUUCUGGCAGCCAUGGACAAACACCUCUGGCAGCCGUACAUGGUGCUCAUCAUCACAGCAACCCUGUGCCUGGCCAUGGAGGUCCUGGGGUACAAAGUCAUCCUCAUUCAACCCCUCCGGCUGCACCUGCCCAGGGUCAGCAGUUCCAGAGGCUAAAGGUGGAAGAUGCACUUUCUUACCUGGAUCAAGUUAAACUGCAGUUUGGCAGCCAGCCCCAGGUUUACAAUGAUUUCCUUGACAUUAUGAAGGAGUUCAAAUCUCAGAGUAUUGACACUCCAGGGGUCAUCAGUCGGGUUUCCCAGCUUUUCAAAGGCCAUCCGGACCUUAUAAUGGGUUUUAACACAUUUUUACCCCCGGGGUAUAAAAUAGAGGUGCAAACAAAUGACUUGGUAAAUGUCACAACACCGGGACAGGUCCACCAGAUCACAACCCAUGGUCUUCAGCCCCCUGUCCCACAGGUUCCUCCACCUUCACAGCCGUCCACGCAGACUGCCCCUCCUCCAGUACACCCAACGCCUCCACCAGCCCCAGCAAAAGUUAGUAAACCGGUGCCAUCGCAGGCGCAUACACCAACAAAUCAGCAGAGCACACCAAUUCAGUACCCAUCCCCUCGUUCUCCACCAGCACAGCCACACACACCUGGGCCGUUGGCACAUGCCACACCAACGGCUACUGCAGCUACUCCAACCAUGCAAAAUAACCAGCCAGUGGAGUUCAACCAUGCCAUCAAUUACGUGAACAAAAUAAAGAACCGCUUCCAGGGCCAGCCUGACAUAUACAAAGCCUUCCUUGAGAUCCUGCACACAUACCAGAAGGAACAGCGUAAUGCCAAGGAAGCAGGGGGGAACUACACCCCUGCUCUGACCGAGCAAGAGGUCUAUGCCCAGGUUGCACGACUUUUCAAGAACCAGGAAGAUCUUUUGUCAGAAUUUGGACAGUUCCUGCCCGAUGCCAAUAGCUCAGUGCUUUUGAGCAAAACCACAGCAGAAAAGGUUGAGUCUGUGAGGAAUGACCACGGCGGCACUGUGAAAAAACCUCAGAUGAACAAUAAACAACAGAGGCCCAGCCAAAAUGGUUGCCAGAUACGUCGACAUUCAGGACCCGGCGUCACUCCUCCUGUUAAGAAGAAACCGAAAAUACUUAUUCCAAAGGACCAGUCCUUGACUGAUGCAAACAAACAUGGAGCAGGGGCAGAGUCUCAAUUCUUUGAUAAGGUCCGUAAAGCUCUGAGAAGUACGGAGGCAUAUGACAACUUCUUACGAUGUCUGGUCAUCUUUAAUCAGGAAGUCAUCUCUCGAUCGGAACUAGUACAGUUGGUGUCCCCUUUUCUUGCCAAGUUUCCUGAGCUGUUCACCUGGUUCAAGAACUUUCUGGGUUACAAGGAGUCCUCACAUAUGGAAAGCUUCCCAAAAGAAAGGAGUACAGAAGGCAUUGCCAUGGAAAUUGAUUAUGCUUCAUGUAAACGCUUGGGCUCCAGCUACAGAGCACUACCCAAAAGCUUCCAGCAGCCCAAAUGCACAGGACGAACCCCGCUUUGCAAAGAGGUCCUAAAUGACACCUGGGUUUCCUUUCCUUCCUGGUCAGAAGAUUCCACUUUUGUCAGUUCUAAAAAGACUCAGUAUGAGGAACACAUUUAUCGUUGUGAAGAUGAGCGGUUUGAGCUGGAUGUGGUGCUGGAGACCAAUUUGGCUACCAUCCGUGUUCUGGAGGCAAUUCAAAAGAAGCUUUCACGAUUAUCUGCAGAGGACCAGGCCAAGUUUCGUUUGGACAACACUUUAGGGGGAACAUCAGAAGUCAUCCACCGCAAGGCCCUGCAAAGGAUAUAUGCUGACAAGGCUGCUGAUAUAAUAGAUGGCCUGAAGAAAAAUCCAGCUGUUGCCGUCCCGAUUGUGUUGAAAAGGUUGAAAAUGAAGGAAGAAGAAUGGAGGGAAGCCCAGCGAGGCUUCAAUAAGAUUUGGAGAGAACAGAAUGAGAAGUACUACCUGAAAUCGCUAGACCACCAGGGUAUAAAUUAUAAGCAAAUAGAUACAAAGGUCCUGCGCUCCAAGAGCCUUCUUAAUGAAAUUGAGAGCAUCUAUGAUGAGAGACAAGAGCAAGCGUCAGAAGACAAUUCUGGCGUCCCCACAGGACCUCAUCUCACCCUGACAUACGAGGACAAGCAAAUUCUAGAGGAUGCUGCCUCGCUCAUUAUCCAUCACGUGAAGCGACAGACUGGUAUACAGAAGGAGGACAAGUACAAGAUAAAACAAAUCAUUUACCAUUUCAUCCCAGAUCUGCUUUUCUCCCAACGAGGGGAGUUGUCUGAUGUGGAGGAGGAAGAGGAGGAGGACACUGCAGAAGCAGAAGAUGGGGUUAACAAGAAACACAAUGGGGUGGGGGGUGGAGGGGCUAGUACCCCACCAAAAACUAAGCUGAUGUUUGCAAACACUGCAGCGCAGAAGUUCAGGGGCAUGGAGGAUGCCUACAACUUAUUCUAUGUUAACAAUAACUGGUACAUUUUCCUGCGAUUGCACCAGAUACUCUGCUCCCGCCUCCUACGCAUUUACAACCAAGCGGAGAAACAAGUGGAGGAGGAGCUGAGGGAAAGGGAAUGGGAAAGAGAGGUGCUGGGCCUAAAGAGGGACAAGAAUGACAGUCCAGCCAUCCAGCUUCGGCUCAAAGAGCCAAUGGAUAUAGAGGCUGUGGAUUAUUAUCCGGCAUUCCUAGACAUGGUUCGUAACCUGCUGGACGGGAAUAUGGAUUCGAACCAGUAUGAAGACUCCCUGAGGGAGAUGUUCACCAUCCAUGCCUUUAUUGCUUUCACUAUGGACAAAUUGAUACAGAGCAUAGUCAGGCAGCUCCAACACAUAGUCAGUGAUGAAAUCUGUGUGCAGGUGACUGAUCUCUACCUCUCCGAGGGCAGCUGCAGUGCUACAGGGGGUCUCCUGGCUACCCAAGCAUCCCGCAGCCUGGGUGAGGCCAACUACCAGCGAAAAGCAGAGCAGCUGAUGGCUGAUGAGAACUGUUUUAAGUUGAUCUUCUCCCAGAGUUGUGGACAGGUCCAAAUAACAAUUGAACUGCUGGACACUGAGGAAGAAAACUCAGAUGACCCAGCGGAGACCGAGCGCUGGUCGGACUAUGUGGAAAGAUACAUGAACUGUGACUCUACUUCCCCAGAGCUGAGAGAGCAUCUCGCACAGAAACCUGUUUUCUUACCCAGGAACCUGCGCAGAAUCCGGAAGUGCCAGCGAGGCCGCGAACAACAGGAGAGGGAAGGGAAUGGAAAGCGAACGCUGGAGAAUCUAGAGAGUCUGGACAAACUGCAGUGCAAAUUCAAGCUGAACUCUUACAAGAUGGUAUACGUCAUCAAAUCUGAGGACUACAUGUACCGUCGCACUGCCUUAUUGAGGGCACAGCAGUCCCAUGAGCGAGUCAGCAAACGACUGCACCAGCGCUUCCAAACAUUGCUGAGCAAAUGGAAUAUGGAACAUGUGAGCCGGGAGAUGGCAGCUGAACAGAAAUGGCUGAUGGGAGAGGGGGUGGAUGGCAUGGUGCCCUGUGUCACUACCCGGGACUCGGAGACCCUACAUUUUGUGGAUAUAAACAAGUACCGAGUAAAAUAUGGACCAGCCUUUAAAACCCCUUAAAAAGAUGAGACGCAGCCAUUCCUUUUUAGAGUGACUUGUUUGACGCCUAAGAUCUUUUGUCUAAACCAGCAGGAUAAUUUUACAGAAGCUGUGGCCCUCACGUGGAGGGCUUAAGAAGCUUUCUUGUUGCCAGAAGAGUUGCCGCAAACCCCUCUGGUAGAAAAUGGGGUUUAGUGUUACUGAGAAUCUCCUGCCAAUCUCCCUACCAGUUAGUCUUAGCAGACCUACUCUCACCCGUGGUAUGUAAAUACAAGUGUGUAAAUACCAUUAAGAAAAUUCUCCCCUUCAUCUCCUGUCCCCUCCAUUAUUUUAUAGCGAGCACCGUCUUAGUUUAACCUUCUGUUACCCAUCUUUGUAACAUAGCGAUUGGGUGGAACAUCUGGAAACCACAGCCUCCUUUAUUACUGUUUCUACCAAAGGGAGUCUCGAGAGUGUGGUUUAUAUAUAGAACUAAAGUAUACCUGUCAGAAAACUACCCCGAGCCCCUCUCUGCUGUAUCUCGUCAGUGUGAGUGUUAUAUUUUAUCUUUUACUCUUCUGUCCUUUCUUCUGCCCCCUUUUUUUUAAACACUGUGUAAAUAAAGAAAAGGUUUGGUAUGA